This is a messenger RNA of Talaromyces atroroseus, 1242 nucleotides long. RefSeq lists its product as hypothetical. Bases 1 to 1242 code for a protein of 413 amino acids. The transcript is spliced from 5 exons. The record is from RefSeq and is a predicted model, not a curated record. Lineage: Eukaryota; Fungi; Ascomycota; Eurotiomycetes; Eurotiales; Trichocomaceae.
AUGGAGCCCGAUCCAAUUCUUCCCUACAUUCAAUUUGAGGAGGAGGGCAUAUUUGGUAGCACUGGACAUACUGUUUCUGAUGCAUAUCCUUCUACAGCAAGUUCUUCCACCGGGGAGAGCAGUGACCCGCGCAUGGUCUGGUCCGCUACCAGAAUCCUAGGGUCAAGCAACACUAGCAGGGACUGGAUGCAACAGCAAGAAAGUUCUCCUGCGUUUGCGGAUGACCUCGAUGCAACAGGAGUUAUAUCUCCUCAGAUAGAGCAAGAUCUUCUCCAAAGCGAUCCAUUUACAGAGUUGGCUCAACCCGAUCACGAAGGAUUCUUGAAUCCCUUUUUUGAGCCAGGCAAUACCUUCACCCGUAAUCACAACAAUGCGCCUCCAUGGGCUCAUUAUGAUGAGUUGGACACCAAUCAUGUCCAUAGAAGAGCAUAUGGUCCUGAGACAGUAUAUCUGAAUGUGCCAACCUAUGUUGACCGACUCGGCUCCCGCGCCACAACGCCUGGAGGGCCUUCCGACACUGCCAGUGCAGUGAGCUCGGAAAACGUGAACACCAGACUUGAGACAAGACCACGGAGAGGUGGCCGUCAGUCUGGAAUGAAUUUGUCACGGGAAUCUGUACAAAAUAUCCGUCGGUGUUCGGAAGGGAAGCCCUGCAUAAGUUGUAGCAGUACCCAGGGACGCAAAUGGGACGGCUGCGUCCGUUCAUUCAAGGAGCUGGUAGAUGUCUUCAAACCUGAAAUUCUGGCGACGCGCCUACAACCGCAAGCCUUGACUGGCUUUAUGAGCUAUCAUACUCUACGCAGAUAUGGCCAGGACGACUUUGAUUUGCCGUUGCACUUUGGAUUCGGAAGGCCUUUUUACGGGUUCAAAGGCGCUGAAUACAAUCCGAUGACGACGGAAAUUCAAUUCUCGCAUGUCGUCGGUCCCAGCGAUCAACACCCCGAGUCAGCUCUGUAUGGAUACAGUCUCCCGAAGCCGGAGCGAUAUGGAAGGUUGGCUACGGGUUUGUUUUGGUGCAGAAGACGUUGGAUGGAUACGAGAACUUCUCCUCGUGACGUGGGAAUAUUCUGUUCAAUCUUGGAAAACACGAAAGUCCCGUCAAGACGAACUUCAGCUCGACAAAAACCUAUCCUAUACAUGGAUGUUGGCCUUGGUGACAACCAUGCUGUCGUUGCCGGUCUCUAUUCCAUCGGACGCCCAGCUUGGCGUAAUGAACAACUUGCGAUUCCUGGUGGCCGAUAA